GUUGGGUAGUUAUUAGAUGCAAAAAAUUUGACCUUUAUAUGAAAGACUGAAAACUGACACACAAUACAAAAUCGACUGCUUUGUCUCUCUUUGUAUUCCAUUUUUCAUUUCAAUCACUUUUCUCUUCUCUCUCUCUCUCUCUCUCUCUCUCUCUCUCUCUCUCUCUCUCUCUCUCUCUCUCUCUCUCUCUCUAUAAAACCACCCACUCCGUAGUCCACACUUUUUUCUCACACACACUCUGUUUCACUGUACUAAUUCAUCAUCAAAACCCAAAUGGACAAAACCCAAACUAAUUCAUGGAGACCCGACCCAUUUCACACCACAAUCUUCCGUCCACCAGAAACACCACGUGAACCAAUGGAGUUCCUCUCUCGUUCAUGGAGUCUAUCAGCUCAAGAAAUCUCCAAAGCUCUUUCCUCUUCUUCUUCACCAUCUUCUUCAAAACCACUUAAUCAAACCACAAUACAAGAACACCUCACCGGUGAAACAACAGAAGACCCACCUUCCUUAAACCCAUUUUCUUUUGCUUCUUCAGAAACUUCUCAGAUGAUAAUGGAACGCAUCAUGUCACAAUCUGAGGAUGUUUCUGUUUCUCCAAGAACCUCAGGGAGACUCUCUCAUAGUAGUGGUCCUUUAACCGAUAGUUCUCCUGUUUCACCAUCUGAAAUCAUCGACGAUAUCAAGUAUGGCCGUGCCAACCACGGCAGCUUGAGCAUAAAUGGUUAUUUAAGACCUCCGAGCGGCGGCAAGACGGUUGGGAGGUGGUUGAAGGAUAGAAGGGAGAAGAAGAAAGAAGAAGCCAGGACCCAUAAUGCCGAGCUUCAUGCCGCGGUUUCCGUGGCUGCUGUUGCGGCCGCUGUUGCUGCUAUCGCUGCAGCCACCGCGGCAUCAUCCGGGUCUGGAAAAGAUGAGCAGGCGGUGAAGACUGAUUCGGCUGUGGCGUCUGCGGCCACGUUGGUGGCAGCUCAAUGUGUUGAAGCUGCUGAGGCUUUGGGGGCAGAAAGGGAACAUCUUACCGCGGUGGUUAGCUCUGCCGUGAAUGUUAGUUCUGCUGGUGAUAUCAUGACUUUAACGGCUGCUGCUGCAACAGCUUUGCGUGGUGCUGCAACAUUGAAAGCGAGGACAUUGAAGGAAGUUUGGAAUAUUGCUGCAGUGAUUCCUGUGGAGAGAAAUUUGGGGCAUUCCGGUGGAAAUGGUAACGGGGGUUCGAAUAAUACUUUCAGUGGUGAGCUUGUUCCCGAAGAGAAUUUCUUGGAUAUCUGUAACAGAGAAUUGCUAGCUAGAGGUUGCGAGCUUCUCAAGCGCACGCGCAAAGGUGAUCUUCACUGGAAAGUUGUAUCUGUAUAUAUAAACAGGAUGAAUCAAGUUACUCUUAAAAUGAAGAGUAGGCACGUUGCUGGGACCAUAACAAAAAAGAAAAAGAAUGUGGUGAUUGAAUUGAUCAGAGAUAUGCCUGCUUGGCCGGGACGUCACUUGCUUGAAGGAGGUGAGAAUCGUCGCUACUUUGGAUUGAAAACACAAACGCGCGGCGUCGUUGAAUUCGAGUGCAUGAAUCAAAGAGAACAUGAUGUGUGGACUCAAGGUAUCUCUAAUCUUUUAUCCAUUGCAGCCGAGAAGAACAACAGAAAUAGGUUUUAAGGUUAAGGAGAAGAAUUUUUUGCAAUGGGAAGACAUUUAAGGAUCAAUGGUGCCCUUAGCAUUAUAGAUCUUUUUGAUACAUGGUGGGGUUUAUCGUUGUAAAAAGGGGGUGUAAGCUAAAAACUAAAGGCAAAAGUUAUGCCAAUUGGGGUUACUUUAAUCUUGGAAAACAUGCAUUGGGGGGUAUUUAGAUGUAUUUUUUGAACUUAAGUGCACCCAAUGUGAACCAUAGUUGUUAUAUUCUUUUCAUCACAUUGUUAUGGAAAGAAAAUGAGUAUCUUGGACUAAGGAAAUGGGUCAAAAAAGAAUGGAGAAAGAAUCAUAUUAGAGGGAAAGUAUAAUCUUAAGACAAAAAUUCUCUUAUCCUAUAUGUGUUGUUUGUACAUAUGGGUUUUGAACCUUAUAACAAAAGUGGUCAAAAGUCUUGAUUUUUAUGUGAUUAAUACUAUAAAAAAUUAUGGGCUUUUGGCUCCUGGUUUGGAUCUA
Molecule: messenger RNA, 2124 nt
Organism: Trifolium pratense (red clover)
Lineage: Eukaryota; Viridiplantae; Streptophyta; Magnoliopsida; Fabales; Fabaceae
Product: VAN3-binding protein-like
Exons: 7
Coding region: 274-1638 (454 amino acids)
Biological process (GO): phloem or xylem histogenesis; auxin-activated signaling pathway; leaf vascular tissue pattern formation
Source: RefSeq, a predicted model, not a curated record